UUAUUUCUCGACACUUCUCUUCGAAUCGAAUCUCUUCACUCAAUCUUUGGUGUUGUGCUCCUCCAUGCAUUGAGACUUACUUGAUGGAUGGCCGAGAGUGAGUGCCGUCUCUUCUAUCGAUACUUCAGACAACCGAUACGGGUAGAGAGUGAGAAUGAAGGUGGCACCAGCAACAGCGACGGCGAGUAGUAGUGCUGCUGCUGUCACUGAUCGAAUAACUCCCGAUACAGACGACAAAGUGCUCCUCUCCAUUGCUGCCAAGCAAUCCGUCUUGAUUCAACCGCUCAUCACAUUGACCUGCUACAUUCCCUCUGCGAGUGUCGGAGCCGUGAUUGGACGGAAAGGACAAACGGUGGAUAAGAUCCAACACAAAGCGCAACAGGCAGGAACGUCCCACGGACUCGUUCGCCUUUGCAUUCUGGGAAAUCAGCAGAAUGAACUAGUGGGCGAUGAUCAUUCUUCACGACAACCACAGCAAGCACAACAGAACAAUAGUGAAACAGCAUCCUCUCCCGAACAACAACAGUCGCCAUCCGCACAACCAAACAACGCAGCAACGACCACAACAACAACAACAACAACGCAUAAUUCCUCCUCCUCCUCUAGUGUCCCGUACACAUACACGGAACUUGAUUUCUCCGAUCCCAAUUGGACACCGGUCGUCAUUCGAUCCGAUCCGUGUGCGACGCUUGUUUGUGCCCAGUUAUUGAACGAAAAGGCCGGCCGGAUUAUGGACGAUGUCAUUAUGGAUGUUCCAUUAGGGCGCAACAAGCAUGCGGCCGUGGUGGGACGACGAGGAUUUAUUUUGGGAAAUCUGUCGGCCGACUGCCAUGUGAGAAUCAUGAUUCCACGAAAAGAACUCCGUCAUGAUAUUAUCCAACUCGAGGGGGAACUCGAGAAUGUCAAACAGUGCUUGGAACGCAUCCUCGAAAUCACAAGCACAUCCACAUCCAAUUCCAAUAAUGAACAACAACAAGCAGGUGGGAAGAAAAAGGCAAAUGACAAGCAGCAAGAAAAAGACGAAGAGUCUGAAACCGUCACGCUUCCAGUGUUGCCGCCACAGACCAAACUCAAGACCAUUGGCAAAAAGACGGAAACCGCCAUUAAAAAGAAAAAGACGGAGGAUGGUCACUGGGACCUGACCGUCUUUGGGACAUCCGCAGAGAAUGUCAAGGCGGCAGUUCUACUGUUGAAAAAAUUGAGUGACACGGCCACCAAAGGUUCACCCACUGGUGCAAGCAGCAGCACUCCCACGAGGGCUCGUGGUCGUGGGAGACAACGCAACAAUAAAAAAGUUGGAAACAACAGCAAACACAACAAGUCGGGAAAGUCUCCUCCUUCCUAA
Seminavis robusta is the source of this 1345-nucleotide messenger RNA. The record is from the annotation of a GenBank genome assembly. Lineage: Eukaryota; Bacillariophyta; Bacillariophyceae; Naviculales; Naviculaceae.